This is a messenger RNA of Mesorhabditis spiculigera, 2550 nucleotides long. The record is from the annotation of a GenBank genome assembly. NCBI's taxonomy places the organism in Eukaryota, Metazoa, Nematoda, Chromadorea, Rhabditida, Rhabditidae.
AUGAGUCGAACCUUCCCGGCCGAGCUGAUCGACCCAUGCUGCGAUCCUGCGAAGCCGAUUGUCGUUGGGAUGAGCCAGAUCACCGAGGCCGCUUAUGGCAUUAGGGGCGCGGUGGAGAAGACGCUGUGCCGGUACUCGCGCGCCCUCUCCCACGCCACGGGAAUCGAGGUCUAUCUCAAGAUGGAGCAGACUCAGACGACGGGCAGCUUCAAGGAGCGCGGCGCCCGGUGGGCCCUCAUGAAUUUGACGGCCGACGAGAAGAAGAAGGGGGUGUACGCCGCCUCGGCCGGCAACCACGCGCAAGCCCUGUGCAUCCACGGCAACAAACUCGGCAUCCCAAUCACGGUAGUAAUGCCCCGACACGCGCCGAUCAAGAAGAUUGCCCAGUGCCAGCAGCUCGGCGGCAACAUCAUCGUCAAGGGCAAAGACAUUUCGGAGAGUCGCCACGUGGCCCUGACGCAAAGCCUCGAGGCCGGCGGCAAGUACAUCAACGGAUAUGAUCAUGAACAUGUCAUUGCUGGGGCUGGCACUGUUGGGCUCGAAAUUUUGGAUCAGGUGCCGGACGUCUCGGCGGUGCUGGCCAGCGUGGGCGGUGGUGGGAUGAUUGCCGGUGUGGCGACGGCGAUCAAGAAUCUCCGCCCACAAGUUGAUAAUUCCCUGGAAGCCGGCCAGCCAAUUCGCACCCCGGUGAUGCCGACCCUUGCCGAUGGUCUCGCCGUCCCACUCAUCGGCUUCAACGCGUUCGCCACCGCGCUCGGCAAAAUCGACGAGUCCAUCGUGGUAGAUGAGAAGACGAUCGGGCUCGCCAUUUUGCGGCUCGUCGAGAUGGAGAAGAUCGUUGUGGAGGGCGCGGGUGCAUGCGGCGUGGGCGCCCUCCUGUCCGGCCGCCUCGACAAGUACAAGGGCAAGAAGGUGGUCGUCGUGCUCAGCGGUGGAAAUAUUGACACCACCCAACUGGGACGCGUCAUGGAGAGGGGCAUGGCGUGGGACAACCGCCUGGUCCGCUUCAAGGUGAGCGUCUCCGAUCGGCCGUGGGGCAUCGCCGAACUCACCGAACUCGUCGCCAAGGAGGGCUUAAUGAUGUACAGCCCGAAUCCGCCGCCGCCCCCGCCGGCGUGGCGCAAGUUCACCGUCGUCCUCAUCCUGUUCGUCAUCAACCUGCUCAACUACGCCGAUCGGUUCACCAUUGCUGGCGUGCUCACCGAUAUCCAGCAGUACUACAACAUCGACAACGACAUGGGCGGCUUGCUGCAGACGGUGUUCAUCAUCUUCUUCAUGCUGUUCAGCCCCGUUUGCGGGUUUUUGGGCGAUCGCUACAACCGGAAGUGGAUCAUGGUCGUCGGGAUUUUCGUGUGGGUGCUCGCCGUCUUCGCGUCGACGUUCGUCCCGGCUGAUAAAUUCUGGCUGUUCCUGUUGAUGCGAGGGAUCGUCGGAGUGGGCGAAGCCUCGUACGCCGUCGUCUCCCCCUCACUCAUCGGCGAUCUCUACAGCGGCAAGCGGCGCUCCCAGAUGUUGAUGCUCUACUAUUUUGCCAUCCCCGUCGGCAGCGGUAUCGGCUACGUGAUCGGCUCGCAGUUGAGCGCCACCUUCGGCAGCUGGGAGUGGGGCAUGCGGUUGACGCCGGCUUUUGGGGCUUUCUGCAUCGUGCUGACGUGCCUGUUCGUCUACGAGCCCGAGCGCGGAUCCGCCGAGCCGGGCGAAACGCUGCUGCCGAAGGACCCGGAUGCGCCGAAAGAGCCGAUGGGCAACCAGAUGCUCGACUACCUCCACGAUUUGAGGAUGCUCAUGAAAAACCCGACCUACAUCUUCUCGACGUUCGGCUACACGGCACUUGUGUUCGUCACCGGCACGCUGUCGUGGUGGGUGCCGACGGCGAUGAGCCACGCGAAGGCGCACGAGCUCGGGCUCAACUCGACGGAUCUGCUGUCGGAUGAGUACAAAUUGGACAUCAACCUGAAAUUCGGCACCGUGACGAUUGCCGGAGGGAUUGCCGGCGUCUGCAUUGGUGCCCUUCUGGCUGAGAUGCUGCGGCAGGGCCAGCUGUGCUUCCGCUUCUUCAAAACGGAGCGCGCAUGCCCGAUCAUUUGUGCGAUCGGAGCCCUGAUCGGCACCCCGGCCCUGUUCAUCGCCAUGCACGUCAUCGGGCACUCGGAGACGGAGAGCUAUGCACUGAUGUUCAUCACGAUCACGGGUCUCUCCUUCAACUGGUCGAUCAACGUCGAUUUGUUGAUGAGCGUCGUCGUCCCCUGGCGGCGCAACUCGUCGAUCGCCUGGCAGAUCCUCAUCUCGCAUCUUUUCGGCGAUGCCGCCGGCCCGUAUCUCAUUGGAAUGCUGUCGGACCGUUUCCGCGGCGCGCAGACGUCGCCGUGGAGUCGAUUCGUCUCGCUGCGCACCGCUUUCUACAUCCCCAAUGCGUUCUGUAUUCUAUCGGUGCUGCUGUUCUUCAUCGCCUCGAUGACGGUGCUGCGCGACCAGGCCGUCUACCGCCGCGAGAUGGGCCAUCCCUCCCCGGCCCCGAAAAAGACGGACCGCGAUCUGCUGCUACAAGAA